Messenger RNA from Paramecium primaurelia, 270 nucleotides. The record is from the annotation of a GenBank genome assembly. NCBI's taxonomy places the organism in Eukaryota, Ciliophora, Oligohymenophorea, Peniculida, Parameciidae.
AUGUAAAAUAGAAGUAAAAACAAUAAAUCAAAGUACUUAUUUAAUCAAUUAAUGAAUUAAAUCAAAAAAUACAUAAUGAACAAUAAUUAAAAAUAAAGAAAAUAGAAAUUUUAAACUCUAAAAGAAGAAUAUAAGACAAAAUUUAAUAAACAAUAGUCAUCAAAUUUAGUAUAGGAGAUGAUUAAUGAAACAGAGUAAAAUGAAAUUUUAGUAUAGGAAGAAGAUCUACAUGUAAACUAGAUUUUACAACUGAAAAUAAUAUGGGAAUGA